Sorex fumeus (smoky shrew) is the source of this 699-nucleotide messenger RNA. RefSeq names its product high affinity copper uptake protein 1-like. NCBI's taxonomy places the organism in Eukaryota, Metazoa, Chordata, Mammalia, Eulipotyphla, Soricidae. Bases 1 to 699 code for a protein of 232 amino acids. Gene Ontology annotation, molecular function: copper ion transmembrane transporter activity. Gene Ontology annotation, cellular component: membrane. The transcript has a single exon. Gene Ontology annotation, biological process: copper ion transmembrane transport. The record is from RefSeq and is a predicted model, not a curated record.
AUGGACCACUCGCACCAUCACUCCGGGAUGAGCGCCAUGGGACACCCCAGCAUCCCGGCUCCUCCUCAGCAGCCACUGGCCACCUCGGGGCCCCACUCCCACGGCGGCAGCGCACACAUGUCCAUGACGAUGCCCAUGACCUUCUACUUCGGCUACAAGAACGUGGAACUACUGUUCUCCGGGCUGCUGAUCAACUCCGUUGUGGCCAUGGCCUUGGCUGUCGUGGCCGUGUUUCUGCUGGCCCUGGGCUACGAGGGACUCAAGAGAGCCCGCGAGGGGCUCCGUGCCCAGUGCUCGCCUUUCCCCAGACCUGACGGAGCCCGCCCCAAGGAGACGCCCCGGCCGCAGCUGCUGAGCGUCGCUUACCUCCUGCAGACGGUGAUGCACGUGCUCCAGGUGGUCCUGAGCUACCUGCUGAUGCUGAUCGCCAUGACCUACAACGCCUACCUGGGCCUGGCAGUGGUGGUGGGGGCCGGCGCUGGCUACUGGCUCUUUGGCGGGAAGAAGGCGCAGGACGUGGAGUCCAGGAACUUUCACAGGAACCAGGCUCCCCUCCCUGACACCUGCCCUGUGCCUGCAUGGGACCAGCCACACCAGAACCUUGAUGAGAACGUGGUCGAGGUCACCAGGUUCCACAUGGACUAUUCCAGCACAGACAGCUGGAGCUCAGACGUGGAUAGCAGUAUUGAUUCUUGGUAG